This is a messenger RNA of Mesorhabditis belari, 708 nucleotides long. The record is from the annotation of a GenBank genome assembly. NCBI's taxonomy places the organism in Eukaryota, Metazoa, Nematoda, Chromadorea, Rhabditida, Rhabditidae.
AUGCUCCGUUUCAUUCUGUUAUUCGCUUUCUCGACAGUUGUCACCGGAUUGACGUGUUAUAAUGGUCUAAAAUUUAUAAGCGGCGGAUCGGUGGGUCAAUCGACUGAGGAAUGCUCGGGCUCGGGAGACUAUUGCUACAAUAUGUCAGCGUCAGCGGUGGUGAUGAUCGAUGUGAUGAAAGCCGGAUGUUCGAAGUGGAGAUGCAUGUUGGCUCAAGAUACAUGCAUUCGCACGAGUUUCCAAGGAAUCCCUGUCUCGUUGUGCUGUUGUUCAACAGAUCGUUGCAAUGUUGGCGAGUACUCUGGACAGAAUUUCAACACAAACAACAAUAACAACAACAAUAACAACAACUGGAACAACAAUCAGGACAAUCAGGGUGGAUUUGGAAACAACAAUAACCAAGACUCGAAUGGAUUCUCGGAUUCACGUGGAUCACAGCAACGCCGACCAUCACACAGUCGAGAAGACGUAGAAAAAGCCUUUAAAAUGGGAAUUGAUUCGCCGACACAAGAGCCGAUGACUCGUGGAGAUCGACAUGGAUCGAGAGGAGGAAAUGAUAAUGCUGGCGAUGAGGAGACGUUUGAGCGAAUCGACGUUCGCUACACGACUCAACGCCCGAAAACUGGUGGAUCUGGGAAAUUCUCGUCGGUUGCAAAAGGCGGUGAGCUGACGAAUCGCCGCGAGUCGACUGGAGGAGAAAUCGAGAUC